Messenger RNA from Ochotona princeps (American pika), 969 nucleotides. Its product is annotated as olfactory receptor 5D18-like. Gene Ontology annotation, biological process: sensory perception of smell; G protein-coupled receptor signaling pathway. NCBI's taxonomy places the organism in Eukaryota, Metazoa, Chordata, Mammalia, Lagomorpha, Ochotonidae. Gene Ontology annotation, molecular function: olfactory receptor activity; G protein-coupled receptor activity; odorant binding. The record is from RefSeq and is a predicted model, not a curated record. Gene Ontology annotation, cellular component: membrane.
AUGUAUCUCACAGGAAGAAAUGUAACUUCUGAAGCCACAUUCAUACUCUUGGGCUUCUCCGAUUCUCCGGCUCUGCAGGUUCCCCUCUUCCUGGUGUUCCUGGUAGUCUCCAGCUUCAGUGCGGUAGGGAAUCUUGGCAUGCUCAUGAUCAUCACAGUGAACCCCACACUGCACACCCCCGUGUUUUUCCUCAGCCACCUUUCAUUUGUGGAUUUCUGCUGUUCCUCUAUCAUUGCUCCCAAGAUGCUGGGGAACCUAAUUACAGAAGACAGAACCAUUUCAUUUUGGGAAAGCAUAGUACAAUACUUUCUCUUUUGUACCUUUGUGGUAACUGAAGCCUUCUUAUUAUCUGUGAUGGCUUAUGAUCGCUUUGUGGCCAUUUGCAGCCCUCUGCUCUGUGUCAUCACUAUGUCCCCAAAGCUCUGUGCCCUGCUGGUGGCUGGGUCAUAUGCAUGGGGUGUGACAUGUUCCUUGAUAUUCACAUGCUCAGCUUUAAAAUUAUCUUUCCGUGGUGUCAACAUUAUCAAUCACUUCUUCUGUGAGUUCUCCUCACUUCUCUCCCUUUCUUGCUCUGACACUCACACCCACCAGCUGCUUCUGUUCAUUUUUGCCACCUUCAAUGCGGUCAGCACACUCCUCAUCAUCCUCAUGUCUUACGCCUUCAUCCUUGUGACCAUCCUCAAGAUGCAUUCAGCCAGUGAACGCCUCAAAGCCUUCUCCACCUGUGUCUCCCACCUGACUGCCAUCACCAUUUUCUAUGGCACCAUCCUCUUCCUCUACUGUGUGCCCAAUUCCCAAAAUUCCAGAAAUACAUUUAAAGUUGCCUCUGUGUUUUACACGGUGGUGAUCCCCAUGUUGAAUCCUCUGAUCUACAGUCUGAGAAAUAAAGAAGCCAAGGAUACAGUAGCCAAAAUAAUUAGUUCAAAGGUUCAUUUUAUUCUUAACAUUAUAGAAUUUAACAUUGUGUAA